CAAGCCAUGUUCUCUUGUGUUUUUCAGUUCAAGUGACAGCAGUAUUAGGUCUGAUCAAAGUAACUCUUUAGUUAGUGUAGUUUAGUCUCCUCACUCAAGGAGAAUAUUAAACACAAUUACUAAUAACUGACAACAAGGUUGAUUAGCCGUGCAUGGAUCAUAAAAAGAGUGGUCACAUAGGGACAAUCACUAACCGUGGAAGAAUCCUAACUUUGGAAUUUAAGCAUACCUCCCUUUAACAACGCAUUAGUGUAACACUGUUCUUCUUUUAGAACAAACUGCCUGUUGGCUUUGAAAAAGCACCUACUGCUCGCGGAGAUGAGGUUCACAAGAUGCAUCACGAUAAUACAGUUUGAAAUGCUACUGAAUGUCAUCUUUGUUUCAGGUGGUGAGGGACUCUGUCAUGCAGACCUUAAUGCAUCUAUGCCAACCCAGAUGGAGGCAUUGAGUGACACUUGUUUGCAAAUUCCAUGUUCAUUUGAUUUAGUACCAUCAAAUCUACUCGAUAAAAAAAAUAUAUAUAUUGGUUUAUGGCUAAAAUCGACUCACCAUUUUGGGCCUCAUCCAGAAAGUGUGGUUUUCAACGGUAGCAAAACCAAUAAUAUAUAUCCAAUUAGUAUCAUUGGGAAUAUGAGUGAAUACAACUGCACAACCGUUUUUACAAACAUGAAAUCAAGUUAUGCUGACGUGUAUUACUUCAGAGUUGAAAGAAGUUACAAGUCAACUGACGUCUGCAAUCCUCUAACAAUCACAGUUAAAGAUUCAGCCCCAGCACCCUCCAUACAGACCCUCCCGGAGGGACCACUAACGGAGGGGAGCAGGGUAACGUUCACCUGCAGGGCCAUCGCACCCUGUCCCACCCAGCCGCCUCACCUGAGCUGGAGCCAGUCAGGAGGCCCUGAGGGCCGGCUGGAGCCGCACGGAGACCAAGAGCCUAACGUCAGGACCCGGCGGCUGAAUAUCACUCUGUCGGACCGACAUGACGGGGUCCGCCUCACCUGUCUGGUGGAGUAUCCGGUGAACGACCCAGCAGGCGGGCCCAGCAUCAGAACAGCAGAAAGCGUCGUGACGCUCAAGGUUUCCUAUUCCCCGAAGGAUACCCAGGCCUCCGUCAGCCCCCCCACGGUGUCACUGGGCAGUGUGGUCAACCUGACGUUGACCACGGUGUCGCUGGGCAGUGUGGUCAACCUGACGUGCACCAGCAGAGCCAACCCCCCCGUUCUCCGGUUCACCUGGUUCAGGAGCAGUGCGGAGGGACCCCUGAACGUGUCAGAUGGAUCUUGGUACAGCUUCAAUGUGUCCAGCUACAGAGGAAUCUACUACUGCGUGGCCACGAAUCCCUUGGGAAACCAAACAUCAGAAGAGAUUAAGCUAACUUUCAGCGGUGAAAGUGUUGGAUUGAAUGUCCCUCUGAUAGUGAGAUUCUUAAUCGGUAUUGUCAUCUUUACUGGUCUGAUCAUCUCUGUCCUGUGGUUACUGAAGAAACCUUCAACACAGCAACAGAAUCCAAUAAUCGAGGCGUCAGACAAGCAGGUGGAAGAGGAGAUCCACUACGGAGAGAUCGACUUUGCCAAGGGAGGUGCUGUGCAGAACCCAGGCCUGGUGUUCCCCCAGGGGGAGGAGCAGACCUCAGAGUACGUUGAGAUCACUGCUCAACAGGCUAAGAACACACAGAUCAGGGCUGAACUGGAGAAGAGCUGAAUAGUUUGGACUCGGAUCAGCAUAAACAUAUCCUGCUUAAAGUUUAAUUCCGGUGAAGCCGAAUUGUUUUAGCAUUUAAACUCAUCAAAUAAGCCCUCCAAAUACUUUUUUCAUUGAAAAUCAAGUAUAGAGUUUGCCCAGCACAAUGUUUGGCUUCCAUGUUAUUGGCUAGGGGCAAAGCGAAAGCUUUUAAAUCUGCAUUUUUUAACCACUAAUCUAGCCAAAAAUAGCACCAAACCUCUGCAGUCGCAUGAUAUGGGUCCCUACACCUAAAAUGAAGCAUCAACAACUUAGUUAGUGUAGCGGGAGUUUAUUAAAAAAGAACUUGAUUACCAGCUACCGUAGAUAAUAUAAUAGACGCACCAACAAAUUUAACUUAAAAAUCUGAAUUGGAAAACAGUCUUUUUCAACAUGUUUGAUGUGUAGGGACCCUAAUCAUGCUACUGAAGAGGUUUGGUGCUAUUUUGAGCUAUAUUAAUAGUUUUGGAAGAUUUUCGCUGUGCCCCUAACAAAUAACAUGGAGGCAAACAUUGCGCCGAGCAAACUCUAUGCUCGAUUUUCAAUGAAAAAGGUAUCUGGGGGGCUUAUUUGAUGGAUGCAAAAAAGAAGACCCUGGGAUACAUUUUUGCCGGAAUUACACUUUAAGCAUCUAUGGCUGCGGCUGCAAAAUGUUUCCAAAACAUGGCACCCCUUAUGCUUUUUUGUCUCCAAGGCACCCAAUAAACCAAAACAAGUUUGAAUCCCUGUAGGGAUAGGUGCUGUUUAUGAGGAUUAUGAGGACGAGGAUGUGAUGUGAAGGGUGACACCGAUUUGAAAGUUCAGCCAGUUACCCAAUGGGUGGAGUUUGUCCCACCCACUCAUUUGCAUUUUAAUAUUGUCUACAUUGAAGCAGUUCAAAUGCAAAGAGAUAGCAUUUUAAUUGUAUAUCUGACUCAAAUAAUGCGUCUAUAUUAUGAACAAUAAAAAGCAUCAGUGAUAUUGCA
Messenger RNA from Gadus macrocephalus (Pacific cod), 2684 nucleotides. RefSeq names its product carcinoembryonic antigen-related cell adhesion molecule 5-like. The transcript has 8 exons. NCBI's taxonomy places the organism in Eukaryota, Metazoa, Chordata, Actinopteri, Gadiformes, Gadidae. Bases 319 to 1701 code for a protein of 460 amino acids. The record is from RefSeq and is a predicted model, not a curated record.